Messenger RNA from Jaculus jaculus (lesser Egyptian jerboa), 8136 nucleotides. It is a transcript of the gene Camta1, whose product is annotated as calmodulin binding transcription activator 1. Gene Ontology annotation, molecular function: double-stranded DNA binding; protein binding; transcription coregulator activity. Gene Ontology annotation, biological process: regulation of transcription by RNA polymerase II. Gene Ontology annotation, cellular component: nucleus. The record is from RefSeq and is a predicted model, not a curated record. NCBI's taxonomy places the organism in Eukaryota, Metazoa, Chordata, Mammalia, Rodentia, Dipodidae. The coding region runs from base 64 to 5214 and encodes 1716 amino acids. The transcript is spliced from 24 exons.
UGGGCCGGCGGCGGCGGCGGUACGAGGCGCGCGCUCGGGGUCCCGGUCGCGAGGAGGAGGAGGAUGUGGCGCGCGGAGGGGAAAUGGCUGCCGAAAACAAGCCGGAAGAGCGUUUCCCAAAGUGUAUUCUGCGGAACUAGCACCUACUGUGUUCUCAACACCGUGCCACCUAUAGAAGAUGAUCAUGGGAACAGCAAUAGUAGUCAUGUAAAAAUCUUUUUACCGAAAAAGCUGCUUGAAUGUCUGCCGAAGUGCUCAAGCUUACCUCGGGAGCGGCACCGCUGGAACACGAAUGAGGAAAUUGCAGCUUAUUUAAUAACAUUUGAGAAACAUGAAGAAUGGCUAACCACAUCCCCUAAGACAAGACCACAGAAUGGCUCCAUGAUACUCUACAACCGGAAGAAAGUGAAAUACAGGAAAGAUGGGUAUUGCUGGAAAAAGAGGAAAGAUGGGAAAACGACCCGAGAGGACCACAUGAAACUCAAAGUCCAGGGAGUCGAGUGCUUGUACGGCUGCUAUGUCCAUUCCUCCAUCAUCCCCACCUUCCACCGGAGGUGCUACUGGCUCCUUCAGAACCCCGACAUCGUCCUGGUGCACUACCUGAACGUGCCGGCCAUAGAGGACUGUGGCAAGCCAUGCGGGCCCAUCCUCUGCUCCAUCAACACCGACAAGAAGGAGUGGGCGAAAUGGACGAAGGAGGAGCUCAUCGGGCAGCUGAAACCCAUGUUCCAUGGCAUCAAGUGGACCUGCAGCAAUGGGAACAGCAGCUCAGGCUUCUCAGUAGAGCAGCUGGUGCAGCAAAUCCUUGACAGCCACCAGACCAAGCCUCAGCCUCGGACCCACAACUGCCUCUGCACCGGCAGCUUGGGAGCAGGCAGCAGUGUGCACCACAAAUGUAACAGUGCCAAACACCGAAUCAUCUCACCAAAGGUGGAGCCAAGGGCUGGGGGCUACGGGAGCCACUCGGAGGUGCAGCACAAUGACGUGUCGGAGGGCAAGCAUGAGCCCAGCCACGGCAAGAGCUCCGGCCGCGAGAAGAGGAACGGCAAGGUGGCCAAGCCCGCACUGCUGCACCAGAACAGCACGGAGGUGUCCUCCACCAACCAGGUGGAGGUCCCUGACACCACCCAGAGCUCCCCUGUAUCCAUCAGCAGUGGGCUCAACAGUGACCCGGAUAUGGUGGACAGCCCUGUAGUCACAGGUGUGUCCAGCAUGGCAGUGGCCUCCGUGAUGGGGGGCUUGUCCCAAAGUGCCACAGUAUUCAUGUCGGAGGUCACCAAUGAGGCUGUAUAUACCAUGUCCCCCACCGCCGGCCCCAACCACCACCUCCUGUCGCCUGAUGCCUCUCAGGGCCUCGUCCUGGCUGUAAGUUCCGAUGGCCACAAAUUUGCCUUCCCCACCACGGGCAGCUCGGACAGCCUGUCCAUGCUUCCCACCAAUGUGUCCGAAGAGCUGGUCCUCUCCACUACCCUCGAUGGUGGCCGGAAGAUUCCAGAGACCACCAUGAACUUUGACCCCGACUGUUUCCUCAAUAACCCAAAGCAGGGCCAGACAUACGGGGGUGGGGGUCUGAAAGCUGAAAUGGUAAGCACCAACAUCCGGCACUCUCCGCCUGCGGAGAGGAGUUUCGGCUUCACCAGCGUCCUCACCAAGGAGAUAAAGACCGAGGACACCUCCUUCGAGCAGCAGAUGGCCAAAGAGGCGGCGUACUCCUCCUCCACGGCAGCUGCAGCAUCCAGCUCCCUAACCUUAACAGCAGGCUCCAGCCUCCUGCCAUCUGGCGGUGGCCUGAGUCCCAGCACCACCCUGGAGCAGAUGGACUUCAGUGCCAUAGACUCCAACAAAGACUACACCUCCAGCUUCAGCCAGACGGGCCACAGCCCCCACAUCCACCAGACCCCCUCCCCAAGCUUCUUCCUGCAGGAUGCCAGCAAAGCCCUCCCCAUCGAGCAGAAUGCCCACAGCAGCCUGAGCGAGUCUGGGGCCACCUUUGUGAUGCCCACGGUGAAAACGGAGGCCUCCUCCCAGACCAGCUCUUGCAGUGGCCAUGUGGAGACGAGGAUAGAGUCCACUUCCUCCCUGCACCUCAUGCAGUUCCAGGCCAACUUCCAGGCCAUGACAGCAGAAGGGGAGGUCACCAUGGAGACUUCGCAGGCAGCAGAAGGGAGCGAGGUCCUCCUCAAGUCUGGGGAACUGCAGGCCUGUGGCUCAGAGCACUACCUGCAGCCUGAGACCAACGGGGUGAUCCGCAGUGCCGGCGGUGUCCCCCUCCUCCCGAGCAACGUGGUCCAGGGACUCUACCCGGUGGCCCAGCCCAACCUGAGUAACACCCCCAACAUGGAGCUCAGCCUGGACCACUUUGACAUCUCCUUCAGCAACCAGUUCUCCGACCUGAUCAAUGACUUCAUCUCCGUGGAGGGGGGCAGCGGCACCAUCUAUGGGCACCAGCUGGUGUCGGGGGACAGUGCAGCACUGUCACAGUCAGAAGAUGGGGUGCGAGCCCCCUUCACUCAGGCAGAGAUGUGCAUCCCCUGCUGCAGCCCCCAGCAAGGCAGCCUGCAGCUGAGCAGUGCUGAGGGCGGGGCUGGCACCAUGGCCUACAUGCAUGUGGCCGAGGUGGUCUCUGCUGCCUCAGCCCAGGGCACCCUGGGGAUGCUGCAGCAGAGUGGACGGGUGUUCAUGGUGACCGACUACUCCCCAGAGUGGUCUUACCCAGAGGGAGGAGUGAAGGUCCUCAUCACAGGCCCGUGGCAGGAAGCCAGCAAUAACUACAGCUGCUUGUUUGACCAGAUCUCCGUGCCUGCAUCCCUGAUUCAGCCCGGGGUGCUGCGCUGCUACUGCCCAGCCCAUGACACGGGUCUUGUGACCCUACAAGUUGCCUUCAACAACCAGAUCAUCUCUAACUCGGUGGUGUUUGAGUACAAAGCUCGGGCUCUGCCCACACUCCCUUCCUCCCAGCACGACUGGCUGUCAUUGGAUGAUAACCAGUUCAGGAUGUCCAUCCUGGAGCGGCUGGAGCAGAUGGAGAGGAGGAUGGCCGAGAUGACGGGCUCCCAGCAACACAAGCAAGCGAGCGGAGGAGGCAGCAGUGGAGGUGGCAGCGGGAGUGGGACCGGAGGGAGUCAGACCCAGUGUGCUUCUGGAACGGGGACCUUGGGGAGCUGCUUUGAGAGUCGUGUGGUUGUUGUCUGUGAGAAGAUGAUGAGCCGAGCCUGCUGGGCCAAGUCCAAGCAUUUGAUCCAUUCGAAGACCUUCCGUGGAAUGACCCUCUUACACCUGGCUGCUGCCCAGGGAUAUGCUACCCUGAUCCAGACCCUCAUCAAAUGGCGCACGAAGCAUGCAGAUAGCAUUGAUCUGGAACUGGAAGUUGACCCCCUAAAUGUGGACCACUUCUCCUGUACUCCUCUGAUGUGGGCUUGUGCCCUAGGGCACUUGGAAGCUGCUGUUGUGCUGUACAAGUGGGACCGCCGGGCCAUCUCCAUCCCGGACUCUCUAGGAAGGCUGCCACUGGGGAUUGCCAGGUCGAGGGGCCAUGUGAAAUUAGCGGAGUGUCUGGAGCACUUGCAGAGAGAUGAGCAGGCCCAGCUGGGACAAAACUCCAGGAUUCACUGUCCUCCAAGUGAGGAGCCAAGCACAGAGAGCUGGAUGGCCCAGUGGCACAGUGAAGCCAUGAGCUCUCCAGAAAUACCCAAGGGAGUCACUGUUAUUGCAAGCACCAAUCCAGAGUUGAGAAGACCUCGGUCUGAACCCUCUAAUUACUACAGCAGUGAGAGCCACAAAGAUUAUCCGGCUCCCAAAAAGCAUAAAUUGAACCCUGAGUACUUCCAGGCAAGGCAGGAGAAGCUGCUUUCCACUGCACUGAGUCUGGAACAGCCAAAUAUCAGGAAGCAGAGCCCUAGUUCUAAGCAGUCUGCCCCCGAGACAAUCAGCCCCAGUGAAGGAGUGAGGGACUGCAGCCGGGAAACCUCCCCUCCCACUCCAGAGACUGCAGCAUUCCAAGCCUCUGGAUCUCAGCCUGUAGUAAAGUGGAAUUCCAAAGAUCUUUACAUUGGUGUGUCUACAGUACAGGUGACUGGAAAUCCGAAGGGGACCAGUGUAGGAAAGGAGACGGCACCUUCACAGGUGCGUCCACGGGAACCAAUGAGUGUCCUGAUGAUGGCUAACAGAGAGGUGGUGAAUACAGAGAUGGGGGCCUACCGGGAUAGUGCAGAGAGUGAGGAGUGCUCCCAGCCCAUGGAUGACAUUCAGGUGAACAUGAUGACCUUGGCGGAACACAUUAUCGAGGCCACACCUGACCGGAUCAAACAGGAGAACUUUGUGCCCAUGGAGUCCUCAGCCUUGGAAAGGACAGAUCCUGCCACCAUUAGCAGUACCAUGAGCUGGCUCGCCAGUUACCUAGCUGAUGCCGAUCGUCUGCCCAGUGCUGCCCAGAUCAGAAGUGCAUAUAAUGAGCCUUUAACCCCUUCUUCUAAUACCAGCCUGAGCCCAGUAGGCUCCCCAGUCAGUGAAAUGGCUUUUGAGAAGCCCAACCUUCCCUCGGCGGCAGAUUGGUCAGAAUUUCUCAGUGCAUCUACCAGUGAAAAGGUAGAGAAUGAGUUUGCUCAACUCACUCUGUCUGAUCAUGAGCAGAGAGAACUCUAUGAGGCUGCCAGGCUUGUCCAGACAGCUUUCCGGAAAUACAAGGGCCGACCCUUGCGAGAACAGCAGGAAGUGGCUGCUGCUGUCAUUCAGCGUUGUUACAGGAAAUACAAACAGCUGACAUGGAUAGCCUUGAAGUAUGCACUUUAUAAAAAGAUGACACAGGCGGCCAUCCUCAUCCAGAGUAAAUUUCGAAGUUACUAUGAACAGAAGAGGUUCCAGCAGAGCCGGCGUGCCGCUGUGCUCAUCCAGAACUUCUACCGGAGUUACAAGAAAUGUGGCAAGAGACGGCCGGCUCGCCGGACCGCCGUCAUUGUGCAGCAGAAGCUCAGGUGGGCUGAUGGGCAAAACUCCGCUCCCAAGAGCUGCCCUGCACCCAUGCCAGCCUCUGUACGGGCAAAAGCCUCCACAGUCAUUUUCUCUGCAGCACAUUCAAGGAGCAGUUUGCUGACCAAAAAGCAGGACCAAGCUGCUCGAAAAAUAAUGAGGUUUCUCCGUCGCUGCCGUCACAGCCCCCUGGUGGACCAUAGGCUGUACAAAAGGAGUGAAAGAAUUGAAAAAGGCCAAGGAACUUGAAGACAUACAGCAGCAUCCCUUAGCAAUGUGACAUUGCUUCUCAGACUGUUUUCAUUUCUGUUUUUAGCAGAGACAUGCAACAACAAUACACGCGCACACACACAUACACACAAUCCCUCUGCAGUUUUGGGGAGUCAGCUGCAGGAUUUUAACAGGAAUGUUUUGGUCAUUGCAUUUGCACUUUCAUGGACAAUUUUUAAUUUGAUCAGCAAGACAUCUUGGAACUCAAUCUUCUGUUGGAUCAUAGGAAAAUAAGACACCAGGAGGAUUGAAAGGGGCUUCCUCGCCAUACGAAGAAGCCACUUUCCUUCUCAUAUAGGGCUGUACUCAAACAUCGUGUGGAACUGUACAAAUACUUAUACCAAAAAUAUAGAUAAGAGAAGGUGGGCUGCACUGCAACAGGAAGAAGCACUGUGCCUGCACCUGCCGGUCAUUUCCAAGAAGCUGAAUCUUUGGAUGGAUUCUCAGUGGAGGGCUUAGAUCAUACAAAUCUUUAUUGUGUCCGUGUGUUCUCAUUUCCUUCACUGUUUUCGUUGUUUUUUUUUUUUUUCUGUUUGUUUGUUGGUUUGUUUUAUUCUCUACAGCACACUUAAUGCAACUUUUAAAAUCUGCAGGUUUUUAAUGUCUUGUGGAAAUUUGCAGAGGGCGGGUAUGUGGUAAACGGGUAAUGCAUGGGAAAUAAUGAGAAACAGCUUACAGAACUUAAAUUUAUUUUCUUGUCCCCACCACCUCCCAAGAACCUGCGAGGAUAGUAAUCAUCUUAUCCCUUUUCUCAUGUUCAGCACUUUAAUUUUUUUGCCUUACUUUCAUGUGCAAUGAGAAUUACUUAAGAAUUGAUAACGCAUGAAGCCUUUUUUAGUAACCUUGGAAACUGUAGUAAUUCCAAGGUAUCAUAAACCUUGCCUGGACAUUUGCCACCUAAACAACCAGUGUGGUGCUGCGUUCUGGCCAGUAAAUUCCAUGGUUUUGGCUCUAUCUCACCCAAAUGGGAGUGGUUUCUGUGUAUAUAUAGAAGGUAGAAAUGAAAAAAAGUGAGAAAAUAUUUGAAAGGGAUUAUAUUAAUUGCUAAAUAUUUUAUUCACAAAGGUCAAUAACAUGGCAAGAUAAAAUUAUUUGUAUAGUUUUGUCUGAACAAGAAAAAUGUGGAUGUAUUGUUUGUAUAUAUUGUAUAUAUUAAAACAAAGAUAUGUGCAUGAAAUCAAGAAAAAAGAUGAACAAAAGCAAAGCAUUAGUGGCUAUGGUCUGUAAAAUGAAACAAAAAAAACUUUAUUUCACUAUAAGAGUACUUUAUUUUAAAUGUUCUUUAGAAGAACAUUUUGCUAAAGCAUGACUAAUCUGCAAAAAAAAAAAAAAAAAAGAGCUACUGUAUUUAAACUUAGGAAAAAAGGCAGAGUAACAUUACUUAAAAAAGGAUAUGUUUACAUUUAAUUUUUGGCUACCAGGAGUUUAGUUUCUUUUAUUUAUUUAUUUAUUUUUUUUUGCCAAUGGUGCCAAGUAAUGUGAAUGCUAAUAAUGCUUAAGAAAAUUAUGUUACUUUUGCAAAAUAAUCAUGAGAUGAAUCAUUAUAUAACUUAAUGCCAUUCACUCACUCCCAACAAAGAACAUUUAGAAUGAUCACCAUCUGACAAGAGAAAUAGUACAAAAAGUAGAAAAAGGACAUGUUUUCAUAUUUCCUGCAGAAAGUCAGAAAAAAAAAAUGUGCAUGUGCACACACACACAAACACACAUACACAAACUGAAAGUGAAAAAGAUGGAGAUUGGUCUUGAAAGCACGCCAUGGUAUAUUACUCUAUCCAUACAAUGAGGAGCCAAAGAAAUCUGAUGCUUUCAAAAAAUUAAAACUAUUAUUGUCAAAUGGCGAGAAUAAAGUUUGCAUUUGCUGGUGCCAGUUUAAAUAUUCCCAGGUUAUGUGUGAUAAUUGGUUGGUAUAAGAUGAGAUGUCUUUUACAUGGUUCUGGCUUGCCAACUGUGAGUUAAAACUCAAGGCUUGUUGUGAAGCCUAAAAAUAUUCACAAAGAAGCUUUAAACUGGUGUCUUUAGAAGGAAGAUAGAAACAAAAAGAUAGUGGUUAAAAAAAAAAAAAACUGGGGUCAGUGCUCUUGGUGCCUUUUCUAUAAUUGUACUUGUUUUUUAAUUAAUUCCUUUCACUGCCAACCUCAAAUUACUGUACAGUAUAUGUCUUUCUGCUUGUGAUCAGCUUUGGCAACAGUGACAGCCCCAUGAGUAGCCACCUGUACAUUUGUAAACUGACCUGACCCAAUUUUGUUUUGACAUGUGUGGGUUAUGUUGCAGUCACCCAAGUACCUGUUAUUUUACACAUGUAUAAGGACAUUAAUUUACAAAAAAAAAAAAACCACAAUUUUCAUUCAUAACAGGGAAUAGAAUGUGAAAGCCAGCUCUUUCGGAAUACCCUAUACUAAUAUUAGAUUUGGAUACACGUAUUCCAUUUCUUAUAGUACAAAUAACUGAUCAUUUGACCAGAGUAAUGACCUCAGUGGAUUUGCUUCAACCCUCACAUUUAUUUUUUUAAAUGUUUCACAUGUUACAUUAUUAGCUGAAUAAGUUAGAAAAUUCUGGAAGAUAGAGACUUAUAUAGAAUUAGAAGGUAUUAAGGAGGGGAUAGGAAGUAGGGUCAAAACCUACCAGUACAACUGUGAAUUCUAGGUGAGGUAAAAAUGCACUUCCACUGAAACAAAGCAUUUCUAACCGCUUUUUCUUGAUUGUGAAUCUUAAUUUUGAAUAUAAGAUGAUAGGUAAGCGCAGCUUUCUUGGAUAAUCUGAAUUCCCAAGUGCCAGGAGUAGGAUUUCAUUAUAAAAUUAAUAGCUAAUCUUAUUCUGUCUCCUGAAGAUUUAAUUGCUAUUCUUGUUACCCAUUUGAAAUCAGCUGUACUGUGUGAACGAAAUAAAGACAAUAAAGACGAA